AACGUUCUAAUCUACUCCGUCUAUUUAUUAAGUAUUUUAUAUUUUUACACAAAAAAUAAAUUAAUUAAAAAUAUUUCUCCAUUAUUUAUUGCUUUUCAGUGCCCUGUUCCUCUGUGUUCCUCAUUCGUCGACCAGUUGGCUCCGCCUCGUCUCUCUCCGGGUUUCGAUCCUGCGAAGAACGAAGCUUUAAUCGAGCAAAAAUCGGCGCCAAUUGAGAGAAUAUUACAGUUUCUAAGGCUUUAUUUUGCAAAAUUUGAGCAGCUACGGUAGCUUUGUUGGUGGUGUGAAGUUGUAUUAGAGAAAAAAAGAAAAAAAAUCGAGAAAAUUAGGGUUUGUAGUUUUUGGUGUUGUUUUAUUGUAUUUCGUUUGAUUGUAGCUUCUCUCAAUUUAAUGAGAAUUUGUCUGAAGUAUAAUACUCAUAAAUUUUCUUUUUUCCUUUUUCAGUUUUGAUUUUGCCUUUUUUUGUUUCUCCAGUUACAUUCAAUCAACUGUUGUAAGUGGAUUUAUGAAAAAAAGAGAAAACAAUUUGUGAUUCAAGGUUUAUUUUGUUAUUAUAUGCAAAAAAGAUAAGAGCUUUAAGAGUUUUGCUGUGUUUUUUUUCAAUUGAGUAUAAAAGAAAAAAAAGAGAAAUAGUUAUUUGUGUUUUCUGGAGAGGAUGAGUAACACUGGAUAUGGAAUAUCUGAGCCAAUUUCAACUGGUGGACCCUCUGAAUUGGAUGUUGUUAGAAACCGGGAACUGGAAAAGUUUCUUGCAGAUGCAGGCUUAUAUGAAAGUCAUGAAGAGGCCAUUAAAAGGGAAGAAGUGCUAGGAAGAUUAGACCAGAUUGUGAAGACGUGGGUGAAAAAUGUCUGUCGUGCUAAAGGCUUCAAUGAUGAUCUGGUGCAUGAGGCAAAUGCAAAAAUCUUCACAUUUGGCUCAUAUCGGCUUGGUGUACAUGGUCCUGGUGCUGAUAUAGACACACUAUGUGUAGGACCUAGACAUGCGAUGCGUGAGGACUUCUUUGGUGAACUUCAUAGAAUGCUUGAAGAGAUGCCUGAAAUACAAGAACUUCAUCCUGUUCCUGAUGCGCGCGUUCCUGUUAUGAAAUUCAAGCUCAAUGGCGUUUCUAUAGACCUUCUGUAUGCGAAUGUAGCACUCUGGGUUAUUCCUGAGGACUUGGAUGUUUCUCAGGAGUCUAUACUACAGAAUGUGGAUGAUCAGACUGUUCGUAGUCUUAAUGGAUGCAGAGUAACAGAUCAAGUUUUGCAUUUAGUACCGAAUAUUCAGAGUUUCCGCACCGCACUGAGAUGCAUGAGAUUGUGGGCAAAAAGGCGUGGAGUUUACUCAAACGUUACAGGAUUUCUAGGCGGUAUAAAUUGGGCACUGCUUGUUGCUAGGAUUUGCCAGCUUUAUCCUAAUGCAGCUCCUAGCAUGUUGGUUUCUCGUUUUUUCAGAGUCUACAGUUUGUGGCGCUGGCCAAACCCAGUUUUACUGUGUCCAAUAAAUGAAGGAUCUCUAGGGCUGGCCUAUUGGGAUCCUCGGAGGAAUUUCAAAGAUAGGCAGCAUCUAAUGCCGAUAAUAACUCCAGCAUACCCCUGCAUGAAUUCGAGUUACAAUGUUUCAACGAGUACCUUGCGUGUCAUGAUGGAAGAAUUCCUUAGAGGGAAUGAAAUUUGUGAGGCAAUAGAAGCUAACAAAGCUAGCUGGGGAAGUCUAUUUGAGCCUUUCCCUUUCUUUGAAGCCUAUAAAAACUACUUGCGAAUAGACAUAGCUACAGAAAGUGACGAUGACAUGAGGCAAUGGAAAGGAUGGGUUGAAUCUAGGAUACGCCUGCUUACUCUAAAGAUUGAGAGAGAUACAGUCGGUGUACUUCAGUGCCAUCCACAUCCGGGGGAAUUCUCAGAUAAAUCUAAGCCAUUUCACCAUUCUUAUUUUAUGGGAUUGCGCAAAAAAGAAGGUGCAAGUUAUCAACAAGGCGAACAAUUUGAUAUAAGGUCGACAGUUGAGGAUUUUAAGCGAGAUGUAUAUGCAUAUUCUUUUUGGAAAUCUAGCAUGUGGAUUAAUGUGUGUCAUGUAAGACGAAAGGAUCUUCCCGACUUUGUCUUCCCGGGAGGAGUACGUCCUGCUCAGCCUGCAAAAAGUGAAAGCCGUUCAGGCUCAAGAUCGCUUGGUUCUGCUAAAACAACUUCUCCAGAUGCUGCUUCUAGCAGAAAGAGAAAACAUGACGAAGUUGUUGCAGGUCUUAGCCCAAAAGGCAGUGAUGCCAGCUCACCAGGUGAAAUUAGGGAGUUGAAACACUUUGAAGCCGAUACUGGUGAUACCUCGAGUACAUUGCCUGUGGCUGCAUCUGGUGCAGCUGUAACGGAGUUAACAGUCAUGCAAUCUGCCAAACUGACUGUGGGCCAGCAAAGUGAACCCCAUGGUGUUGAAGAUCUUGGGUAUGACCUGGAGUUGACAAAUGGAGCUAAGCAUUUUGAUGGGGCUAAUGGGCUGCAGACAGAGCCCCCUACACCAGAGCAAUUUGUUGGGGCAGCAACAUCAGAGGAAAAGGACAGAAUUGGUGGUUCUAGCAAUAAUGUCCUGCAAAGCGAGGGCUUGGAAGAACUUGAGCCAAUUGAGCCAGCACCAUCCUCCAGCAUUGCAUCUGCUGCAUUUGAGGUUCCUCAGAAGCCGCUCAUUAGGUUCAAUUUUACUUCUUUGCGGAAAACAACUGAGAGCACAUGAAGAAAUGUGCAGUGACCAGAUUGCUGGAGCUCGAAAGAACCAGAUUGCUGGAGCUCGAAAGACAUCAAAUACUCCUUUACAUGAAGAGCAUUGGAGCUAUGUAAAAGAUGCAGGACAAAAAAAAUGGAAUAAAGAAAAAAGAGAGCUGGAAUCCAAUUUUGGCUGGAGGUGCAAGUACAUCUUGCAAUUUCUUAAGCUAAGCCAUGAAUGUUUUUAAAGCAAAAAAA
This is a messenger RNA of Solanum lycopersicum (tomato), 2931 nucleotides long. Its product is annotated as nuclear poly(A) polymerase 1. The record is from RefSeq and is a predicted model, not a curated record. Gene Ontology annotation, cellular component: nucleus. Gene Ontology annotation, molecular function: RNA binding; poly(A) RNA polymerase activity. Lineage: Eukaryota; Viridiplantae; Streptophyta; Magnoliopsida; Solanales; Solanaceae.